AUGCCAGCAGUGGAGGACAGUAAGCAAAUGCGGGCAGGUCAAGUAGUCCAGAUCUUUGACAGCCGCUCACAAAACUUUAUACAGUUCAUUAACAAACGGCGACACAUUAUGGUAAGAAAAAAUGCCACGCAUCCUUAUUUGAUUCCCGCGAAAACUAAAGUCAACCCUUACAGAUACUCAUUUCUGAUUGACGGUGGAGAUAUUUGUCAAGGGGAAUCCCCGUUUCUGCUGAUUGUGGUACCAUCUGUCUACGACCACCAGAAGAAUCGCAAGGUUAUUCGACAGACUUGGGGAAGUGUGGUGAAAACGGGUGAAUGGGCUGACAAUACCACACUACCAGUGAUGAAACUCAUCUUCUUGUUUGGGCUAAGACAUAACUCCAGUUUGUUUUCUACGGUGAAAGCAGACAAUGCAAAUGUAUUUGCUAUGCUAAAAAACGAAAGCUUAGUGUAUGGCGACAUUGUGUUGGUCGAUUUUGUGGACAGUUACAAAAACUUAACCAUUAAAUCCAUGUCAGCUCUCUACUGGGCGACUCAGUUUUGUCCUGAUGCAAAAUACCUGCUGAAGAACGACGAAGAUACGGUCAUAAACCUGCCAUGGCUUAUUGAUGUCUUGAAGCGAAGUUCAACGGACUUUGUAUUUGGAAGUAAACGCAAAGGUUCCACCGUCCCGAGGAACGGGACUCUAAAAUGGAGAGUGUCAGUGGAGGAAUACCCACCGGACAGAUAUCCACCGUAUAUAUUUGGUAACUACUACGUCAUUCCGAACAAUCUGAUUGGGAAGUUAUUCCACUUGUCGGAAUAUAUUCCGUAUUUGUCCAUGGAGGAUGUGUUUAUCACUGGUAUUGUCCGCCAGGCGGCAGGUGUCUCCAUCAAAAGCUUGUCUACAUGGACCUGUAAUCCCAAAUACUGUCGCCGUUUUACUCAAAGAGCUUUUAUUGAACUCGCUAAUGUUCAAAACGUAACCCAAAUCUGGGAGAGCUUUCGUAGUCCGACCAACCUGACAUGUUCUGGGAACAGCACUAGCUAG
Messenger RNA from Liolophura sinensis, 1029 nucleotides. Its product is annotated as beta-1,3-galactosyltransferase 5-like. Gene Ontology annotation, biological process: protein O-linked glycosylation. NCBI's taxonomy places the organism in Eukaryota, Metazoa, Mollusca, Polyplacophora, Chitonida, Chitonidae. Gene Ontology annotation, molecular function: hexosyltransferase activity. Gene Ontology annotation, cellular component: Golgi membrane. Bases 1 to 1029 code for a protein of 342 amino acids. The record is from RefSeq and is a predicted model, not a curated record. The transcript has a single exon.